CUGACGUCAGAGGGCGCGCUGCCCGGAGCGCUCGUCCCGCUUCCAAGAUGGCGGCGGGAGCCGGGAAGGUGAAGCAGGACAUGCCGCCGCCGGGCGGAUACGGCCCCAUCGACUACAAGAGGAACCUGCCCCGGAGGGGGCUCUCGGGCUACAGCCUCUUUGCAAUUGGACUGGGGACCCUCAUCGUCGGCUAUUACAAUAUAGUGAAGUGGAACCGAGAGAGGAGACGUCUGAACAUUGAGGAACUGGAGACACGGAUUGCCAUCUAUCCUCUUCUAUUGGCGGAGAACGACCGGAGGACCCUGCGCCUCUUGCGGCAGAAUUUGGACGAGGAAGCCAAGAUCAUGAAGGACGUCCCCGACUGGCAGGUGGGCGAGUCCCGCUACCACACCACCCGCUGGACGAACCCCACGAUAGACGAGCUCUACUUCCUGCACCCGCAGAGCAAGCAGGAAGAAAUGAAAUUCGGGUGCCAGUUCUACGUGUGAGCUGCCCGGGAGGCAAGGGGAGAGGGCUGUGGGGUGGGCAGCCCGUUUCUCACAAUAUAUUUCUCAAUAAACAAAUCUGGAAGGGAA
Messenger RNA from Podarcis raffonei (Aeolian wall lizard), 575 nucleotides. It is a transcript of the gene NDUFA13, whose product is annotated as NADH:ubiquinone oxidoreductase subunit A13. The transcript is spliced from 5 exons. The record is from RefSeq and is a predicted model, not a curated record. Lineage: Eukaryota; Metazoa; Chordata; Lepidosauria; Squamata; Lacertidae. The coding region runs from base 48 to 488 and encodes 146 amino acids.